Ictalurus punctatus (channel catfish) is the source of this 4206-nucleotide messenger RNA. RefSeq names its product phospholipid phosphatase 2a (gene plpp2a). Gene Ontology annotation, biological process: signal transduction; phospholipid metabolic process; phospholipid dephosphorylation. The coding region runs from base 438 to 1298 and encodes 286 amino acids. The record is from RefSeq and is a predicted model, not a curated record. Lineage: Eukaryota; Metazoa; Chordata; Actinopteri; Siluriformes; Ictaluridae. The transcript is spliced from 6 exons. Gene Ontology annotation, molecular function: phosphatidate phosphatase activity.
UGGAUUCUGACGUCACAAGAGGGCGUGUGAGACCCGGGUGCAGUUGUACUGAGGGCAGUAGAAGGUAAGAGGAGGAAAGAGGAGUUUUCCUGCUGUCUUUCCCUCGCUGUUCCGUCUCAACACAGGACCCUAACAUCGCUCCUCAGCUCUUCAUGUCCACCACGCUCAGACCUUCUCCUCACACACAGCGUUCAUGACAACAAGCGAACUUUUUUUCCUUCGGUAGGUGAAGAAGCUCCGUGUUUUCCUGAGAAACACCUUGGGCAGAAAUCAGAGCCGUCACAGGUACAAAGGAGCAGAGGAUCCGGAAGAACUCGCACUUCGAGUUUACAGUCUUCCCAACGUGGACCUCGUAUUUACCUGCUACAUUUAACACACUCACACUCACACUCACACACACACACACACACACUGACACUCUCACACUGACUUUCAACAUGAUGGACUUAAAGAAAAGGAAGAUCUUUAUCCUCGUGGAUAUUCUGUGUGUGAUUAUCGCGGCACUGCCAUUCGUGAUCAUGACCAUCAUGUUCCAGCCAUACCAGCGAGGCGUGAACUGCAGCGACCAGAGCAUUCGUUACCCGUACAAGUCCGACACCAUCUCUCACAGCAUGAUGGCUGCCGUCACCAUCAUCUGCUCCAUCGUCAUUAUUACCACAGGAGAAGCCUACCUGGUCUACAGCAAGCGCCUCUACUCAAACUCAGACUUUAACCAGUACGCUGCAGCGCUCUAUAAAGUCGUGGGAACGUUCAUGUUCGGUGCCUGUGUGAGUCAGUCUCUCACAGAAAUGGCCAAAUUCACAAUCGGGCGCCCGCGGCCCAACUUCCUCGCCGUGUGCGCGCCGAGCGUGUGCGAGGGCUACGUGCUCAACAUAAACUGUACGGGAAGCAAACACAACGUCACCGAAUCAAGGUUGUCCUUCUACUCUGGCCACUCAUCUUUUGGGAUGUACUGCAUGCUGUUUUUGGCGUUAUAUGUGCAGGCACGCAUGGCAUUCAAAUGGGCACGUCUUCUCCGACCAACAAUUCAGUUCUUCUUGGUUGCAUUCGCGAUUUACGUUGGAUACACGCGGGUGUCUGAUUACAAACACCACUGGAGCGAUGUACUCGUGGGCCUCUUGCAGGGGGCGCUCAUCGCCAUUCUCAAUGUGCGGUACGUCUCAGAUUUUUUCAAGGAACGUCUUCCGCGCCAACCGCAAACCGAGAUGUCGGAGACCGACGAAUCGGAGCGCAAACCAAGCCUGCAGAUAAUCGAUCAAGAGAGGAAUCACCAUUGCAGCUUUUCUGGGACCGUAUGAGAGACUUUUGGCUUUGUGGCUGGUGUGUACCGGUAUCAUACCAAAACCAGAAAGUGUGUGUGUGUGUAUGUAUGUGUGUGUGUGUGUAAUAUAUAUAUAUAUAUAUAUAUAUAUAUAUAUAUAUAUAUAUAUAUAUAUAUAUAUAUAUAUAUAUAUAUAUAUAAAAACCACUGGACAGGCUGCAGUGCUGCUCAAUAAUUCCCCCACAUCUGCAUCCCAGAGGCAUCAGUGCAGCUACUGUAGCCACUAAAGCUGAGUGGCACUGACUACAGACUCGCCUCCACACGUGGAUAAUCUCUCCUUUAUAUGCCUGUGUGUGUGUGCGUGUAUGUAUGUAUGUAUGUAUGCGGCAUCAUAUAGUAUCCCUAUAUUUUGUCCUUCCUGUAGAGGGUCUGAUAUAUUUAUACUUUAUCCGAUUACACAAAUGAUUUUUUAGGACUUAAGCACAAAUCGUAAAACAAUCAAUAGAAUUUUUUUUUUUUUUUUUGGAUUCUAAGAAACAGACUUGUAUCAAAAUGCAACAACUUCACCUGAUUUGAAGGCAACUGAAAACGGUUUGAAAACAGUUCCCAAGUGAAGCGUAGAGAUCGGUCGUGGGUCGGUCCGUCGAAUUUCAAGAAGCCGUGCCACUGAAAACAUGUGAGGUAGAGUUCAAAUGCAUUCCUCAUCCACUACGUUGUGAAGUUGCCGUUUUUUUAAAAUAUAGAUUUAAGACUUCUUUUUAAUGAAAAUAUAUCCUGUGGUGGUUGAUUAUAGUUAUGACCCUCCUGGUGAAUGGCAGUAGUGUUUUAUGUAUAAAAAUCCCCCAACACAUUCACAAAGUUGGACUGCAUAAUGUGACUAAUUUUUACUUUUUAAAAACAAUUUUAUUACAAAUUUUAUAUGAUAUUAUCUAAUUUCACCAAAUACCACUAGCUAACUAUUGCAUAUUUGCAAGCUUAUUACUUUUUCCUACUGUUUUGUUUUUUAUUUUUAUUUUUUAUUAUUACGUGAAUUUAGGGACAAGAAGAGUUUAUAUAACCUCAUAACUGACGUAAUUUUAAAAAGUAUAAAACAAAUAAAAAUAAAUAACGUGCAAUGAUGAUAAUAUAGGCUUAAGGAUGUAACGGUUUUCCUCACUGCUAUUCGAACAGGUCUUCAGUAAUCUCGUGUAAUGUAGUAGUCAUUGUUUGGAUUAGUAAAAUUCUCUGAUGCUGCGUUCAAUAAAGGUGAUUUCUAGCGUGAAUGCUUUGGGAGUAGACCUCAUGAUGGAUCUCACGUGUGUCUGGCACUGGUUCUCACUGCAGAAAAAGCUUCAGCUCUUGAAAAACUGCCCAAGGCACAUGGUUAGGAUUUGUUAAUGUUCAUAGCAUAUGAUUAUUUUUCCCCCCAUGGCAAUGCUCAGUGCAUGCGCAUAACCUUUUUCUCAUCUAUCCCUAGAUACGAAACUCAUACCAGUGUCCUUUCCCUGGAACGUGAUUUCCAUCAUGUUUAUACGAACCAAGCACAUGAUCACAAGAUUGGGGUGAAAAGUGAAGUCAGAUAUAAUUAGGACACGAUGCUCGCUUUUUUAAGCUGUGCAGAACCCUGGUGCAAAAAAGAAUUACGGGAAAAUUUGUUUUCAGCAUUAGUUGUGCAUCAUUUUCUACUCUUACAUGACUAAUAAUGGGAAAAAAAAACUACCGUACAUACAGUUUUUACAUUCACAUCGCAAAUUGAUCUAUAAGCUGCACAUCGAUUUAUUCCAUCUACAGAAUUUGUGUGAAUUCGUGUCACGUUCACAGAUUGAGAUUAAGCACAUUACAUACUCUAACAAGCGCUACUAUGAGCUGUGCAUUUCGGCAACAUUGCUUAGUUAGCGAGAUUUUUAAUGCACUCUAUAUUUACUGAGCAUGAGGUGAUUUUUUUUUUUUUUUUUUUUUCCCCCCCACUUUUUUCGCCAACAAACAGAGCGCCUCUGUGUUCCUCUGGUGUAGCUGCCGAAAGCCAAAGGCCUUAAAAUAGAGCAGGCCCCAAUGUGGGGAGAGCUCCCUUACUGCAAGCAUCUUUUAUUUUAUUUGUGUACUAAAUUGAAUGUAGAACAGGUUCUUCAGAAUGUAUAACAUAUAACAAGCGUUUUCACUCCGCUUCAGUUUGCAACAGCGCAAAUACCAGUGAAUAUUUUCGAAUAAUCUAUUUUUUUUUAUUUUAUUUUUUUUUUUGUUCUAGUGCCUACACAAGCCCGAACAUUCCCGUUAUAGUUCACAGUUAGUAUGUAAUAUGUUUUUGGAAAUUGGUUUUUGGAAUAUUUUCUAAGCUCUAUUCUGAGCCCUUGGGAUUUUCUUUAAAAUGUGAAAAUACCUCCAAAAACCAAGGCUAAGAUAAGCCGCUAAACCUGACCAUUUCAAGUGAUGGAGUGAAAAUGAAAUACAAACGAACAAACAUUGGUGAAAAAGGUCUGUUAUUGGAACCUUCAGAUCAGAAAAUCUAUAUAUAUGGUUCACAAUAAUACAAAUAAGUCUAAUCUUUCUGUAUCUGUCUAAUCCCAAAGCUGCAUUUACAAAAUUUAUAGUCACGGCACAGUUUAUAUAAACGUAUAAUUAAUAUAUAUAUAUAUAUAUAUAUAUAUAUAUAUGUAUGUAUGUAUGUAUGUGUAUGUAUGUAUGUAUGUAUUUUAAGUGAAUGAAUCCUCUGGAUACAGUUUUUAUUCUAUCCACUAAUUACUAAUUAGGCCUCCGAAUUUCUGUGUUUGUGGAUGCUUGAAGCCAAGUGUCUGGAGCAGGUGAGUUUUAAUGUUGUUCUGUCCAAUACCGUGGCCUGCACACUGACUUUCCCAAAGCUUUUGAUUGUAUGGCUUAAAUAUAUUGCACACAUGAAAUAUUUUUCUAAAUGUAUUUUUACAUUUUUUUUGUCUUAACUACUGUCGAUGAAUAAAAAUCAAUUACUCGUG